AUGUUAGAUUCUUCUAACAAGGAAAAUUCAGCAGUAACACAAAUUGGUAGAAAAAGUUUAUUGUACAAAUUUAUUAAAAAGUUAAAAGAACCAACAAAUCAGUUGAAAUCAGCAACUCCAUCAGAAACAUCUGAGUCAGAAGAACUCAACUCAACUAUUUCAUCUCCAUCUAUUUACAACUCCUUAAAUUUCUCACCUAUAUACCAAGAAUCAGAGGAAUACGAAAAAUUAGGAAGUGUAAUAACAGAUAGUAAGAAAUUCGAUACAGAGAAAUCAAGGACAGUUUCACAAAAAAACACUGCAAAUCAAGCUACAUUUAUAGAAAGUAAAUAUCUACAGCCAAAUUCUACAUCUAAAAAGCCAAUAUCUAAAUCGCUAGAAAAACUAUACGCCUCACCUAAAAAUUACAGGAACAUAUAUCCAAUGUUUAGCCCAUAUCAAGCUUGCGAAACUCUAGUCAAUUGUAAUUUAACCUCACUUUGUCCGAGAACAAUGUGUAUAUGUAUGUACAAUAUAUGCCCUAAUCAAAAUUACUCCAUAGCAUCAGAGGUUAAACCAUGGUCCGAUCAAUUGGCAUGUAAAACAUGUUUCGGAAGAAGUCAACAAAAUAUGUUAAUGAUGGCAAGGAACAAAGUCCAAUGCAAAUAUCAUUGUCAGGGUUCUAGUCAAGCAAUUCCUUAUCGUCUUCCACCAGCAAUAAGGUUUAAUUUUUGUAACAGCUCUAAUGGGAAUCUCAAUUGUUACAACUCAUCAAAUUCAUUUUCAACAUGCUGCAAUAUAUGCAAUAGUUGCAGAUUUUGCAGAUCAAAUAGCUUGAACAAUUGCUGUAUAGUAUAUAGUCAAUGA
Cryptosporidium muris RN66 is the source of this 846-nucleotide messenger RNA. RefSeq lists its product as uncharacterized. The record is from RefSeq and is a predicted model, not a curated record. Lineage: Eukaryota; Apicomplexa; Conoidasida; Eucoccidiorida; Cryptosporidiidae. The transcript has a single exon. Bases 1 to 846 code for a protein of 281 amino acids.